Molecule: messenger RNA, 4211 nt
Organism: Cyclopterus lumpus (lumpfish)
Lineage: Eukaryota; Metazoa; Chordata; Actinopteri; Perciformes; Cyclopteridae
Gene: tardbp
Product: TAR DNA binding protein
Exons: 5
Coding region: 535-1743 (402 amino acids)
Biological process (GO): regulation of gene expression
Cellular component (GO): nucleoplasm
Molecular function (GO): RNA binding
Source: RefSeq, a predicted model, not a curated record
UUAAGCCAUUUUGGUAGGCCGUACAUGGUGGUUUCAUAUUUCUCCUCGUGGAACAAAAAAAAAAGAAAAACACUCCCCGCUGCAUUUCUAACAGUGCAUUUGAGACGACACGCGCGUUUUGUUGAAGUUGGAUAACUUCGCCAAGCCACACGAGCAGGGCGAGGACGUCCUUUGUUUGGAUCAGUUCGCGUGAGACUGUACGCAGUUUCUAUUACGCGCCACAGUUGAACGGCAUUUGUCCACCGACUAAGAUCCCUGUGGUCCCGUCGAACAAAGGAACGGGGAGGCCGAUGCUCGCUCGUGAGCGCAAUUGGAACGACUAGUAUUUAUGAAAUAACUUGAGGUUCAACCCAUCCCGAAGUAUUUUGUUCUAAUAUUUUAACUUGACCCGUCUUUUCCUAAAAUAUAACGAACCGAUUAGCGUCAUCGGCUCCCGUUAGCCGUUAUUGUGGACAACUAGGUUAGCCGAGUUGCUGACUUCUAACCGUAGCAUACUUUUUUAUUCAAGCGAGAAGUUUUCUGUUUCGAGGCAAAAUGGCGGAAGUAUAUAUUCGAGUGGCGGAGGAGGAAAACGAGGAACCCAUGGAGAUACCGUCCGAGGACGACGGCACUAUUCUGCUUUCAACUGUAUCGGCUCAGUUUCCAGGGGCGUGUGGCCUACGCUUCAGGAGCCCCGUGUCUCAGUGCAUGCGAGGAGUGCGUCUUGUGGAAGGGAUCCUGCACGCGCCAGAAAACGGAUGGGGGAACGUGGUUUACGUGGUGAACUAUCCAAAAGACAACAAAAGGAAAAUGGAAGAAAUUGACGCUUCCUCUGCUGUGAAAAUGAAGAGGGGGGACAUGAAGACAUCUGAUCUGAUCGUACUGGGUCUUCCAUGGAAAACGAGUGAGCAGGACCUGAAAGACUACUUUGGCACAUUUGGAGAAGUCAUCAUGGUCCAGGUAAAACGAGAUGCCAAGACAGGAAAUUCCAAAGGAUUUGGCUUUGUGAGAUUCACAGAGUAUGAGGCACAAGAAAAGGUGGUCUCCCAGCGCCAUAUGAUUGACGGGAGAUGGUGUGACUGCAAGCUCCCUAACUCAAAGCAAGGUCCAGAUGAGCCUUUGAGGAGCCGGAAAGUGUUUGUAGGCCGUUGCACAGAAGACAUGACCACUGAAGACCUACGGCAGUUCUUUAUGCAGUAUGGUGAAGUCACAGAUGUCUUCAUCCCAAAGCCAUUCCGGGCUUUUGCCUUUGUCACAUUUGCAGAUGAUCAGGUUGCCCAGGCUCUUUGUGGAGAGGACCUAAUUAUCAAAGGUGUCAGUGUUCACAUCUCAAAUGCUGAGCCCAAACAUGGCAAUAGGCAGUUUGAUCGUACAACACGAUUUGGGAAUGGUUUUGGAGCUCAAGCAUUUGGUAGCAGCCGUAGUGGGUUAGGGAGCAGCACUAACAGUAGUCUGGCUAAUUUUGGUUCCUUCAGUCUGAACCCUGCUAUGAUGGCAGCUGCUCAGGCUGCCCUGCAGAGUAGUUGGGGGAUGAUGGGUAUGCUGGCUAGCCAGCAGCAGACAUCCACCUCAGGCAGCACCUCCAGUGGAACAAGUUCUAGUAGGGAUCAGAGUCAGUCCUUCAGUACAGGCAACAGCAACUAUGGCACUGGCUCAGCCAGUCUUGGCUGGGGAACAGGGUCAAACUCUGCAACCAGUGGUAGUGGGUUUAGUUCAGGUUUUGGGUCCAGCAUGGAGUCAAAGUCAUCUGGGUGGGGUAUGUAAGUUAUACUAUUUGUAUGGUAAGUAUUGUGACAAAGAUGAGUCUUUUCAAAAAUUUAUUUCUGGUGUUGAUGCGUAUCUGAAAACUUAACACUUUUGUGGAAGAUGUUUUGUACAUUUGGAAAAACUGCUAAAGAUUUAAUUUAGAAAGUGUUGAAGUGAAUUGUUUAUCAGGAUGUCUGACUAAAGUGCUAUUUUUGAUGUCUCAUUUGUUUGUAUCCAUUUCAACUAGAUUCUCUAAUGCAUGUAUUGUGAAAUGUGAUAACCAUUUUGAAAAAGCAUGAAUGUUUGUGGUUCACCAUUAUCCGGCUUUGUCAUCGACUUAAAAAAGCAAUCGUGCAUUGGGAAGAAUCUGGUUGAAAUCUAAAUGUUUUUUAAGUGCAACUUUAUUUACAGUCAAGUUCUGUGGAAAAGCCUUCAUUGAAAUCUCUUCUGCAGUUCACCUCUCUUCCAUUUUCCUGUGAGGAAGCUCCUCUUUGGCAGCAUUCUUGGGGUGAUAUCGGUAUCAUUCUCCCUCUUCCCACCUGUAAAUGCAAUGCCAUCAAAGAACGGCUUCACUCCGCAUGUUCUAAGAGACGGUGGGUGUUUUCACUUUUAUCCACUUUUAAAUGGAAAGAACUGCGCAACUGACAUUUUAAGAACUGAUGAGUGCGAUUGAGGAUGGCUUGUGGCGAAGAGUGAAGAGAUGAGUGAGCGAACGGAGAGACGGACUGGGUGUGCAGUGAAAGAGCCCAAUUUGACUGCUUUUUGAAUGUGUGAGUGGAAGCUGCAGAUGCUACGAGCGCCUCCCCUAACAUGGACAUUCUUUAAGUAGUACUUCAAGAUUUUUUUUUAAUCUACAAGUUUUUCCUUACUUUUUAUUAAGUAUGUCGAUCAAGUGCAGAAAUAUCAAAAUGUAGUGGAAUGUUGUGAUUUGUAUUGCUUAUAUUAUCUGAUUUGAAUGCUGUAUGGUGUGUGCUUUCAUGUUAUUGAACUGAUCUGUGUGUACUUGAUGUGGAUGACACCUGCUGAAGACUCUGGGGGACGUGAGUGAUGGUGUGAGAACGUGGAGUGGUGUGUCCAAUGGUUCCCAGUAGCUCUUGUGUUUGUGAGGUGUUUAAAAACAUGUCAAAUGAAGGGAGUUCUAUAAUAAAGUUCAUUUGAAUAGAUGCUUAGUUAUUAAUUGGGUCAAUUUGUCAAAUAAAAAUGCAUCUAAUUCGAUUCACAUAUCUAGGGACCUUGGGCUCUGCUGGUCGAGGUCUCCGUUUGAACCCUGACUGAAGUCUGUUCUGAAGGAUGAAGACAGAAGUUCCAACACUUUCAGUGUGUGGCCUUCUCAGACAUGACAUGGGGUAGUACCUGUCUUUUUGCUGCUUUUAAUAGCAUGUCGAAGUUAAUGAUCCCUUUUUGAUUAUCCACAGCUACUAGUGGAUUCUUUGUAUGGAGAUCUCAAUGUGGCAAUUUUUUUUCUUCAAUAUUUGGCUUGAGUAACAACUACUGGCACAUUGCUGAACUUUGUAAUUGGUAAUUUUUGGAUGACCGUAUGCCCUUAGUGCUGCUUUACUAGCUACACCUGUACAAUCUAUUGCACAUCAAUACAACAGUCCUGUCAUUUAUACAUUAUGGGAGUUUACAUUUUUUUUGUUUGUUUUUUUAAAGACAAGUGUCAAAUGUGUAAAUGAAAUCAUGUUUUAACGAGUCAUAAAUGGUGCUGUACUGUACUACAUUAUGUUGGGAUGUUUCUAAUUUAUGGUUCUGCCUAUUUACAUAUGAGGGGGGCAGAAUAUUAGAGACAACUGAAUAUACUGCAUACCAGUAUUACAGCAACACUGGAGGUCAUAGGUUAAGGAAGUAUCAACAAAAAAAUUAGAAAAGUAAACAGAAGGAUUUAUUGGAUUAAAUGUAUUAUACAGGUGUGCCUAAUAAAGUGGGCACUGGGUGUACAUAAUGGAUAGUUUGCCUGACUAGCUAUAUUUGCAAUUUCCUAGUGUAAAAUAUGUAGAUCAUUUGAAAAAGAAAACAAGGUAAGUAUAUAAUUUUGCAGAGUUUGUGCAGUUUUGACAAAGCAUUGUACUUUAUAAUCCGAUUACACAUCUUUAUUGUAUGUCAUACUAGUGUCAAUGCACUACGAUGACAUUGCAUCAACAGGACCCACGACUAAGUCAAGUUAUUUCCUCAAUUUUCAGAAAGUGUUGAGAUUUAAUUCUGUGGAAUCCUUGAUAGUUAAAAUGCAUAAUUACCAUAAAGUGACUGGCACGGUUGACACUUAACUAAUCGUCAUGUAUUGGUCAGCUUUAAUGUUUAUUUGAAUGUUGGGCACAAGUGAGACACUACAGGUCUGCCUGUGUCUUGUCCUUAUUCUCUGCUCUCCUCCGUGUCUCUGCUCUUCCUCUUCCCAGUAUUCUUCUUUUUCAAAUCCCUCUGCUCCUGGUUCAGUUCUUCACUUUUAUUUUGUAUGUAGAUGGACUGAAAUAAAGGCAAAUUAAACAUUA